AUGGAUUCGUUGCCUGUAGUGCCGGCGGAACACGCCAACUUUUUGUCUUACGUUCAGGCGCACCCAAAGACUCCUAUCCAGGACCUGGUAAAUCCUUACAAUGCAUUUGAUGCUGCUGCCCGCAGAAUCUACGCACAGAGCCCAUCGCAUCCUUUGGUGAAGGACAACUAUGCCAACAUUGUACCAGUAUAUAACGCUACCGGCUCCACUGAUAUUCGGGUCCGGGCACGAGAUCUUGCUUCCGAGGGGCCCGAGACUAAGGAAAAGUAUAUCUUACCCCUGGAAGACAGCAUCCGCAGACCCAAUGGCUCACCCGCCGUUGUCCCGACCCUGGCCGAGUUCCAACAGAACUUUGCCAUUUUUACGGAAAACUCCUUGAGCGAGCUAGACUGGAGCAAUGUUUGUGCUGCCGGAAGUGCGGUGGUCACUUCUGCUCUACCCGUACCAGAAAUUCAUCGCGGUUCAAAGAGAGCCCUACGCCAAUAUUAUCACGAUAAGUUCGCACCAGCGUCAGAUGUGGACCUUUUUCUUUACGGUUUGACCGAGGAGCAAGCUGUCGAGAAAAUCAAGCAUAUCGAAGAUAAGAUCCGGAAUGCUAUUUUGCACGAAACUACCACAGUUCGUACAAAGAACACUGUCACCAUUGUCUCGCAAUAUCCUACCCGUCAUGUGCAGAUUGUGCUUCGCAUCUAUCACUCAAUAGCCGAGAUCCUUACUGGUUUUGAUGUGGAUUGUUCUUGUGCUGCCUAUGACGGCAAGCAAGUCUACGCGUCCCCGCGAGCAAUCGCAUCCUACAUUACCCAGGCAAAUCAGAUUGAUCUCACUCGGCGGUCCCCCUCGUAUGAGAAUCGACUUUCGAAGUAUGGUCAUCGAGGCUUUGAAGUAUUCUGGCCGCAGCUGGACCGAUCAAAGAUUGAUCCUACAAUAUUUGAACGAAGCUUCAAUCGAACGGAGGGACUCGCUCGACUUUUGGUUCUGGAGCAACUUCCGAAGGCUGGCGAUCGAGAGUCAUACCUCGGAAAGAGGCGUUCAGAGCGUGGUCGACCGGCCCCGAGCCUGCAUUCAAGACUUCAACGCAAAUCACUGAGGGGAAAUAUCAAGAGUGAAUGGGAGGAUGAAGUUCCUGAGUGGCAAGAGGAAGACCAAGUUUCCAACUACCACACAUUUACUAUCCCAUAUGGCAAACAUUUCAAUGCUCGCAACAUCGAAAAGCUACUGUACACGAAAGAUCUGCUUCUGAAUGCCCAGUGGAAUCAGCCCAAGGAUCGCACAGUCUAUCUACACCGUCACCCAGCAUUCUUUGGUGAUGCAGCAGACGUCAUUGGAGAUUGCUGUGGCUGCUGCCCCGAGCCUUCCACAGAAGAAGAGCUGAAGGUCUACGAAGAGGAGAGCAGAAUAUAUAUCUCCGGCCCUGUGACAUUCAUGAAAGAUGACCCUGGUCGCCAAGAGAUUGGCAGUUUCAACCCAAUUACAGAAACUGACUGGACAGAAAUGGCCUAUGUUGGCUACACUGAGCGACUUUGUCAAGCAAUUUUGGCUGGUGAUGUAGAAGCUAUCAAAAUCUUUUUGGCCGACAGGGACGCAAGCCCUGAUCGCCGUGAUUAUACUGGACGCACACCACUUCAGCUCGCCUGUAUCUCAUCUACACCGGAAGUGGUACAAUGUCUUGUGGAUCAUGGGGCUCGACUAAUCGCUCGCAUGGCUGACGGAAAGACAGCUUUGCAUUUGGCAGCUGCUCGGGGAAAUGUUGAGAUAAUUCGCAUUCUCUUGAUCAAAAGCAAUGAGAAUGCAGAAGCCGAGUCCAGAAAAGAGGAUUUGAAAAAGAAAAGCACGAAAGAACAGGCAAAAACCGAAGGUGAAGAUGAUGAAAUGCAGGACGCGGAUGAUGCUUCCCACACUUCUGCAUCCUACGUCAAGGUUGAGAAAGAAGAAAAGGAUGGUGACGAUGUGAACCAUGGAACCCUUGAAGAGGAUGAAGAAGAUGCUGAUAUCUACGACAUCAAUGCGACUGCGUGGGAUAGCCUUGCUUCGCCUCUUCAACUGGCGAUCCUUCAUGGCCACACCGAUGCUGUCACGGAACUUGUUUCCUCCUUUGGAGCUGACAUCAUGACGCCAAUUAAGAUUCUCAAUGACUGGAAUAGAACGCCAGAGGCUGCAAUACUCAACUUGGUUCUAGUCCUUGCUCUUCCUUUGGACAAAGCACGAGACAUGUCGCGGACACUCCUGAAGCUCGGUGCCUCUCCUGCCCAGGCAGACCUUACCCAGAGGACGCCAUUGCACUACAUUGCACAGUCCAACUACAGUGACCUCCUUAGGGUGUACUUGGAGCAUGAUGGCCCAGCACUACAGCGAGCAAUUAAUCAUGUGGCUAUAACAUCAAAAACCUUCUUUGGUGCAGACUGCAUUUUCUUUUCAGCCUUGAUGGAUGCGAUUGCAACACAGAAUCAAAAAUCCGCAAAAGAUUUGCUGGAAGUAGGCGCAAAUCCGAAGUUUGAACUUGAAUACUUGAUGAGCGCCAUCAAGUCUCAGCUUUGCGACCUCCAUAGCACUCAAAAUGUUGUGGAACAAGUUAAACAAGGCACUAAACAACCUAUCCUUUACGCCGCAGAGAGGGAUAUGCCUUUAGUUGCUAUCGAGUUACUGCGCCGGGGUGCUGAUCCAAAUUCUGAAGAGGCCGCAGGCUGGGGGAGGAAGAACAUGACAGUUCUGACAUGCGUCCGGAACUCUUUGAAAUCCAAGCGAAAAUUUUUGCGUGGUGACAAAGAAGUCCCUGGAUUUUUUAAUCCCUGGAACCGCCCUACUGUGUUUGAGAAGGACGACGAAUCAUACCUGGCAGAGUAUCCACUGUCUUCUUACCGGAGAUUCUUCGCGACUCAUCAACUAAAAGCUGCUCACGAAGCGAGGAUGAAGUACGAUGAGACCUUCGGAGGACAGAAGACUGACAUUCAUGAACCUGGCCUCAGUGAGAAAAAAGAGGUUAUUGCAAGAUUGAUUCAAGAAUACGAGCUCCUCGAGAAGGAAUUGUUAGCACAAGAUGCGAAGACGGUCGAAGAACUUCACCCAGAAUUGAUUCAACCACCGACCCACAAAAUGCCGACUGUUCAAGACCAGGGGAACAUCUUCAAGAUUGACUUUGGUUUCUCAACACAUGUACUGACUGACACAGCGCGCGAGGGAUACCUGCAAUUGUUCGAGGCAGCAUGGAAUGGCGAUACAAAGACAAUCAAGGCGUUGACUCUCUCCAUGUGGGGAUUAUCUCAAGACCAGCCCCCUCUUGAAAUUGCAGCCCAGGAUGAUCUUGAUAACUCGUGUCUCUCCAUUGCUAUUCUUCGGGGUCAUUUGAGUACCGCAGAGGCGAUCAUUCACAUCCUCCAGGCUCAAUACAAGAAAAAAGAGCCUCAAGGCCAUGUGAAAUUUGAGAUGGACUCUGAUGCCAAUGACUCAGAUGCAGAAUCAUUAAGUAGCGAAGACAUGCAAAUUACCAGCCACGUUAUUAAUGAUCAGUUUACCCAUGAGAACGUCGGAGAGGUCGUGACCCAAGUCGAAAGCCAGAUUUCCCCUUUGGCAGCACUGCAGGGCUCCUGCGGCGCUCAUAAUUUCCUGGGCGAUGCAUCGGAACUCUUGUUCAGAGAAUUUGGUCCAAACAUUGGGUACUGUUCCAAUCUCCAUCUCGACACGCUUUUGAGCUAUGCCAUUUUCAAGAACGACAAUUCUCUCAUCGACUUCCUACUGAAGCAUGGGCAAGAAUGUGCAAAGAGCGACCCCUCCGGCAAGGCUGAAUUCACCAUCUCACAGAGAGAUUUCCAACUUGCAAUUGCAUUGGGUCGUAUAGACUGCGUGGGCAAAAUGAUUCAAACUACCGCAGUUGGCCUUCCACUCGCUGAAAUGUGUGAACAGUCUGGAAUCAAGCCAAAGGAAGAGCACCUCUACUACCCCGGUCUAUCCAUUCGUGGAAAGAAACGGAAGGACUGGGCCGAUGCUGGUCGAGUCGUCGAAAUGCCCCCGCCAGGCUCACGUCCACCUUUGUUGAUCGCAGCCACCCAAGGAAAUCUGUCAGCCACCGAGUGGUUCCUUGGUACCGCACCGGGCAGAUACUAUGUGAACUAUGCGAAAUCGCACAUGGAAGAUGAAAGCAUCCAAAGGCUAUCGCAGUCCAAGCUAGGACUUGAAGGAUCUAUUUUGAACUGGCUGCAGACAAGAAACAAUCUCGUGCUUCACUGUGCUGUCAUGUCUCGACCUUGCGAGGAAUCUGAGCGUCUAGUUCAAUACUUGGUGGACCACCACCCUGAAUGUCUCGAGGUUCGCUCUUCGGGAGGGCAUACUCCCCUUUCACUGGCCUACUCCCUUCAUAGAACAAGCUUCGCGCGCAUUUUGAUCGCCGGAGGAGCCAAUCAGUCGACUCGCGACUCCGACAACCGUAACAUCAUGCAUCUUCUCCUCAAUUCUAUCGAAGGAACCAUCUGCAGCCACGCGGAAGAUAUCGCUCCAUUGGUCAGCCUCCUUGAUCCAAAACUUGUGCCUUUGAUGUUGGUGCAACGGGCCGGGGAUGGAUCAAUGACACCUUUAGCGCGUUGGCUGCAAUCCAACUACAGCAAUGCUACUUGGGACACACAGAAUCCCGCCUUCAAAGAAACCUAUGACAGAAUGGCCGCCAUGACAAGACUAUUGAUGAGCUACGAUGAAUCCAGCAAUCAAAAGCAGUUGGAGAUCCUCGACGGAUCUGGAAAUACCGCAGUGCACGUUGCAGUCAAGUUUGGAUAUCCUACGGUGUUGGAGACGAUGCUCGAUCGACGACCUGAUUUAUUGCACCGAGAGAACGCAACUGGCUGCACACCACUUGAUCUAGCUGUGGAUUCCUGGGUAAAUAAGACUACUCGAACCCCCCGCAAGCUUCCGAUAAGUCGAUAUGACAGAGUUCCUGAGUGGGAACUUGUCGUUGAUCGUCCUUCACGGUAUUUCCUUGCAGAUCAUGACCCGAGAACAAGGUGGGAGAUCAUGUUCCAAAUCUGUCAGGAUCGAUCCCGGCAAAGACCUGGCAAGAGAACACUCGUCACUUUGUUUGAAGCAAAUGAGGUCGCAAAACGAUUAACAACGGACAAUCGUUGGUCUAAACGGCUUGCAGUUGGGUCCGAGUCUGCUGUCGAGGAAGAGAAAGAUGAGGUCGCUGUAUGGGGUGUAGUGGCCAGCCGGUAUUGA
This is a messenger RNA of Penicillium longicatenatum, 5196 nucleotides long. RefSeq lists its product as uncharacterized. The transcript has 6 exons. The record is from RefSeq and is a predicted model, not a curated record. Gene Ontology annotation, molecular function: protein binding. Bases 1 to 5196 code for a protein of 1731 amino acids. Lineage: Eukaryota; Fungi; Ascomycota; Eurotiomycetes; Eurotiales; Aspergillaceae.